UCUUCUCAGAAAAUGUCACAAAAUAGUUAUUCGUCUCAAAGAAAAUGUUCUUGUGGUUUGGUGGUCAAAACACUGAUUUCGAGUACUACAUCUAAUCCGGGAAGAAGGUUUUUCCAAUGUCCUCGUCCGGAUUUUUCUUCAUGUGGAUAUUGGGAAUGGGAAGACCAAGCUUUUCCUGAAGUAGCUUACCUACGUAAUUUAGAGUCGUCAUUGAAAGAUGUCAAGAUGGAAAUGGAUAAUUCGAAGAUUGAAGUGGAGAAUUUGAAGAUUGAAAUGGAGAACUUGAAGAUUGUUGUGGAAAAUUUGAAGAUAAAGGUAGGUCAUUUGUCGAAAACAAUUGCUACAUUGGAGGCAUCGAAUGAUUUGGUAGUGGAAAAAGUUAGGAUAUUUCAAGACAAAUAUCACAAGAUAAAGUACAAAGUUAUGAUUUCAUGUUUUCUUUUUGUUGGAUUUCUAGUUGCAUUAACGACUAAGUGACUUCCUUUGUUAGUGUUUACUUUCAGCAUUAGUUGUUAGUGUUUAGUGAAUUCAGUUGUUAGUGUCUUUUGUGAUGUUGGUUCCCUUUUUGUUCUUCAUUUUGGUGUUGUAAUAGAAGGACCUUUUUAUUCUUCAUUUUGGUGUUGUAAUGGAAGGACAUAUGCAUUGAUAUAAUAUGAAGUAAUGUUUAGUAGUUGAA
Messenger RNA from Solanum stenotomum, 676 nucleotides. RefSeq lists its product as uncharacterized. Gene Ontology annotation, molecular function: zinc ion binding. The coding region runs from base 13 to 477 and encodes 154 amino acids. Lineage: Eukaryota; Viridiplantae; Streptophyta; Magnoliopsida; Solanales; Solanaceae. The transcript has 2 exons. The record is from RefSeq and is a predicted model, not a curated record.